AUGAAGGGCGGAGAGCAGGUGGCCAGCGUGCUGCGCAAGAGGCCCGAGUUGCGCAGCGCCAAGGAGGUGGCCCUGGUGCACGCGGCGCUGCAGCCGCUGUCCUUCUACCAGCGCCUGCACCCCGACCCCACCGCCUGCGGGCCCGCACAGGCGCACCUCUGCCGCGCAGCGCUGCUCAGGGAACUGGAGCAAGAGGACACACUGCACGAGGAGGGUUCCCCCGGCGUAGGCUUCUGCCUGAUCCUGUCUGGGUCCCUGUCCGAGUACAAGCGCCAGUAUGCCGCGCAGACCGGGGCCGGCCGCUACCUGCACAAGCUGGGGCCAGGCAGGGGCUUUGGGGAGGAGGCGCUCACACAGGCCCAGCCCAGGCUGCGCUCAUCCACGCUGGUGGCGGCGGAGCCGAGCGAGCUGCUGCUGCUGCGGCGCGAGGACUACGUGGCCAUGACGGCCAUGGCGCAGCAGGCCCUGGCCGUCAGCCCCGCCCUGCGCAGUGAGGACGACCUGCUGUGCCUGUUUGCGCUGGCGGCCACGCUGCUCUUCUUCCGCCCCGCCGUCGUGGUGCAAGGCCAGCCCGGGGGGGCAUUGUACGUGGUGCUGCACGGCAGCGUGGCCCCCCACCAGAGGCGGCGGGAGAGCUUGGGGAGUGUAACGGAAUGGAGGAUGCAGGCCGGGGAGGCGGGACCCCCGGUGGGCGAUGUGCUGCAAGCGGGGGACGCAUUUGGCGAGGAGGCGCUGCUGCACGCAGACGGGUGUUAUUCGAGCACGUACGUGGCCGUGGAGGCGUGCCAGCUGGUGGCCAUUCCGCGCGCCGCCUUCGACCGCGUGCUGCGCGGCUUGGGCUGCCACCUCCAGUACCAGCCAGGGCAGGUGCGCCGCACGCUCGCGCAGGCCCCGCGCAGGAGGACCUCCGCCGCAGUGCAAGGCCUUGCCACGCAGAUGCACGGCCUGGCCUUCUUCUCGUCCUUCUCCCCCGAGAGCGUGCGCCACCUCGCUGCGGGCUGCACGCUCGCGCACACGUACGCUGGGGACCGCGUGUUCGACCAGGGCUCCGUCUCGAGCGCCUUCUACGUGCUCCUUUCCGGCGCGUGCUCCAUCUACGUGCGCGACCACGACCCCGCACACCCCACCUCCGCGCGCACUUCUGAGGCUCCGCCCGCCAAUUCGCUGGCCCGCCCCGGCUACGUCAGCUCUCCCGGGCUGCCCGGAAGCCCCGCAGGCGCACCUCCCGAGCGGACGCUGUUCUCCGACUCCACUCGGCGAGGCACCCGCACCACGGGCUCGAGCGGCAGCGACCUCCCGGACAUGCACGCCGCCAGCCAGGCCAGUUCGGCCGUGGGGCCUCUCCCCUCGGUGCCCCUCACCGUGCAGCUCGUGGAGCCCACAGAGCGCGGGCCACGCCGGGGGGGCGGCCGCUUCGUGACCAGCAAUAACGCCAGCCUGCCGUCGCCGCGCGCGUCAUCCCCCUCCCGCCGGUCCCGCUUCGCCACGCAGGCCUCCGCCGUAACGGUCAGCGCGAACCAGUUGCCGACCGAAGUGUUCGUCUCUUUCUGCGCCGACCCCACAUCGCCGCGCGGGGGCCUGAACCGGGUGCUUUUGGACCCCCUGGAGCGGCCGGACCCUGGCAGCUGCCCCGUAUCCCCGCGAGCUACCUUGUUGCCGCCGGCUCUCGACGACCUCUCUUCGCUGCCUCGCGACACGCCGCGCCGCCGGAUGGUGGCCGCGCCGUUCGUGCCCCCGCCCUGGCCCGAGGAGCCCGCCUCCGGUCGCGGCGGGGGCGGCUCGACAACUGCGCUGUCGCGGAGUCCUACCGUGAAAGGGAGCCGCUCCCAGAGUGUCACCACAGGCACGUGCCCCUCUCGCCCCACGUCCGCCAAGGGAUCCCCCCGGGGCGGUGGGCCCCGCGGCCUGUCCGACGAGGACUUCGGCAAGCUGGUGAGCUCGUUCCGGGGGGGCGCCAAGGUCGCGCCGGACCCCAGCAAGGGCGCGGGGGGGAAGGAGGCGCUACCGGCGCUCCGUAGUCGGCCCCGCGAGCAGAAAGGGGGAAGCGGGCCGGCCGAGCACGCGGAUGGCGCCAAGCUGGGCGCAGGCACCUCGGGGGCGAGGCCGUGGAGAGGCUUCCUGCUUAGCGGAGGGGAUGCUGACGUGGACCCAGCAGGAGAAGCGAAAAAGAAGUACGGUCGCCUGGUGCGCACGUGUGUGGAGGGGGACGCUUUCGGCGAGCUAGAACUGCUGGGACCAGAGCCGCAGCUCAGGGCUGCCACGGUGGUGGCGACGGCGGCCAGCGAGCUGCUGGUCAUCCCGCUGGACGACUACCGCCGCCACAUCCAGCCCGCCCACGCUCGCCAGCUGGCUGCCCACUGCGACUUCUUGUCGUGCGUGCCGCUGUUCCGCGGCCUGCCCCCCGCCGCCCUGCGCGGGCUGGUGUACCGCCUGCGGCCGCGCGAGGUGACGGCCAAAGGCGCGCCGCUGCUGGAGCAGGGCCGCCCCGCGGACGGGCUGUACGUCGUGCACCGCGGGGACUGCGUCAUCCGCUUCGCUGGCAGCGUGCCCAGCAGUCCCACUGCCGCGGGCCGCCCCGGCGGCGGUGCUCGCAUAGACCUGGCGGUGCUGGGCCCCGGGGCCGUGUUUGGCGAGGCGUGCCUCUCGGGGGCGCCCCUCGAGUACUCUGUCGCGGCCGCGUCUGUGCGCGUGGAGCUGCUGGUGCUGCACCCCGCGGACGUGCGCGCGCUGGGCGGCUCCCUCGUGGGCGCCGUCGCCGCGCUCGCGGAUGCCAAGGCCGCCUUCCGCGCGGCGCACCACGGGCUCGCGGUCGCGGCCGGCCAGCGCAACGGCGACGAGGCGGGGCGGCAGCUGCCGGCGUGGCUGCAGAAGCUGCCGGCGCACCUGCUGGCCACGGCCCAGGGAGGGGGGGCCCCCGACACGCUGCUCUCACCCCGGCUGGCCCCCCUCACCGAUGCAGCCGCCAGCUUUCCGGGGCCGUCGUCUCCGGGCGCGCAGACCCCUCGCCGAAAGCCGCGGUUGGAUCUCGACAUCCCGCCUGCAAGCGACCCGCAGUUGGGCGGCUUUCCAUCGCCGGCUCCGCGGGCGAACUUGAACGAAGCUGGGAGUCCGUCCGCGGGGCGAGCGAAGCUGGGGUUCUCCCUCUCUUGGCCACCGCGGCCGAACAGCCCCCCGGGGUCGCCCAGCCGCGCAAUCGCGCCGUCGCCGGCGGACUCGUCCCUGGAGGCACACAUGGCGCAGGUCAUGGGCGCCUCGUGGGGCCUGCGCUCGAGCGCGUGA
Messenger RNA from Klebsormidium nitens, 3279 nucleotides. The record is from the annotation of a GenBank genome assembly. NCBI's taxonomy places the organism in Eukaryota, Viridiplantae, Streptophyta, Klebsormidiophyceae, Klebsormidiales, Klebsormidiaceae.